Molecule: messenger RNA, 198 nt
Organism: Debaryomyces hansenii CBS767
Lineage: Eukaryota; Fungi; Ascomycota; Pichiomycetes; Serinales; Debaryomycetaceae
Product: DEHA2E20350p
Exons: 1
Coding region: 1-198 (65 amino acids)
Source: RefSeq, a predicted model, not a curated record
AUGUCAAAUAUUGGAUACAGAAAAAAGUCACUCGAUUCUUCGAACACAUCUACUUACUCUAUAAGUAGUUCAUUUAAAUCGAUCAAGUCUAAAACUUCGGAAUUAUUCAAGAAAUCCGCUAACAAUAAUCCAAAGGAACGCCGAAAGGAGCCUAAAAUGAACAUGCUUGUGGUUACUGAGUAUUUGUCACUUCGUUAA